UGUAGCCCCUCCUGCAGCGUCAGCAGUCCACGCGCUGUUGUUUUGAUUGACGUACCGAGCGGAGUCAUGUUGCUCCAACUUUCAUUUUUCUUUUUGUGGCUACAAACGAACUCUAAGUAAUUGAACAACGAUGUCCGAAAUAUUGAUGAAGGAAAUGGAGAAGAUUUCAAUCAGCCCAUUGAAGCCCGAGGAGCGUCCGGACCUUGGCCGAAGCUUUCUGCUGGUGGAUCAAGAUGAAAACCUGCAGAUCCGUACCGAGUCUGAGUUUGUUGAAAGACUUGGCUGCGGGGACGUGUCAGGCGUCAAGGUUCUCUCCAUCUUUGGCAACACUGGUGAUGGCAAGUCCCACACCCUCAACCACAUCCUCUUCAAUGGUGAGACUGUUUUCUACACUUCCAAGUCCCCCAGCUCCUGUACUGUGGGUGUGUGGGCCGCCUACGACCCCAACCUUAGCUUGGUUGCUCUGGAUACUGAGGGUCUUUUGGGAGCUGCUUCCAGUCAGAACCAGAGGAUGCGACUGCUGCUGAAGGUGCUGGCAGUGUCUGAUAUAGUAGUCUAUCGCACACGAGCCGAACGCCUUCACAACGACAUGUUCCACUUCCUGAGUAAUGCCUCAGGGGCCUACCUGAAACAUUUUACCCCAGAGCUCAGAGCGCUCUCCAGUCGCUGUGGUCUGGAUGUGCCCCUGUCUUCUCUUGGGCCUGCUGUCAUUGUUUUCCAAGAGACAACACACACUCAGUUGCUCGGCCAAGACUCUAAGGUGGCUGGUCAUGCGGACACAUUGCUCCAGAAGCGAUUUCAUGACCUGAGCCUGGGUACAGAAGCCUUCAGCUCUGUGCAAUAUGUGGGCACCCAGACCAUCACACCUCCAACUGACUACAAUAGGCUGCUCGAAACUGUCAAGCAUCAAGUGAAGAACACUCACACACGUUCUCCUCGCCAACCUGGGAUUGUGUUUCAUGCCAUUGAAGCCCUUAGCGAGCGUUUCUGUGGGGAACUCUCAGACGACAAAAUGACCAUGUACUCGUUUUUCCCUGACGAGUACUUCACAUGCUCCUCUGUCUGUCUCAGCUGCAACAUUCGCUGUAAAAAUGGAAUGAACCAUUUAAGAGACAGGGUCCCUCACAUGGCAGAUGGGCUGUGUCAGUAUUCCCACCAGUUCAACAACAAAGUCCUCAUCUGUAAGAGGUGCUAUGAAGGAGGCAGAGAGGUGAUUGUUGUACCCAAGACGUCAGCUUCCAAUGACAACCCGUGGUUUGGGCUGGCCAAGUAUGCUUGGUCAGGUUAUGUGUUGGAGUGCAAUAGCUGUGGUGUAAUUUACCGCAGUAGACAGUACUGGAUGGGAAACCAGGACCCUGAGAGCGGCGUGGUGCGAUCUGAGGUCAAGCACGUCUGGGAAGGGUCGGACACAUUCCUGACCACUCACCAGAACGCUGCCCAGAGGGUCUUGGAUGGGAUGAACUUCGUCAUCCAGUCGGUGUCUGAGUACAGCACUGGCCCCACCAAAGCUGUCACUGCUUGGCUCACUGAUCAGGUGGCGCCACCCUACUGGAGACCCAACACAGAGAUUAUUACCUGUCAUGGCUGUCAGAAGGUUUUUGAAGAAGCGGAGAGAAAACAUCACUGUAGGUCUUGUGGUGAAGGUUUCUGUCAUCCGUGCUCCAGCCACAGGAUGCCGGUACCAGAAAGGGGCUGGGGCAGUGGUCCUGUUAGAGUGUGUAAGGUCUGUUACCGACAGGGAGGGCCGACCGACACCAACAGCGAGGUGUGCAAACUGGAACCUCGGGGCCUCAUUGCUCGCAGAGUGACGGAGGUGGCUCAGUCUACACUGGACAUGGUCACCACAGUGGUGGACUACCCUCUGUGUUUUGUGAAGGAUGUGGCACGACCGGACUACUGGGUGCCAGACCAUGACAUCACCCAGUGUCACGUGUGCUCCAAAACCUUCAUCCCAGUCAUGUCCAAACACCACUGCAGGGCCUGUGGACAGGGCGUGUGCGGCCCCUGUUCUGCACACAUCAAACCUGUGCCCUCUCGAGGCUGGGACCACCCUGUUAGAGUGUGUGACAGCUGCUACGCGAGCAAAGACAGUCUGUGACUGUUCCUAUCAGGAGAACUUUUGAAAAAAGUGCACUUUGUGUUCCUCAGAUGAUCCUCAAACAUUUUGUGGAUCCUGACAUUGGUACUGCAGUGAAACAGGACUUAACAGCAAGAAAUGGCAACCCUGGAAUCGGCUUUGUGACAUAACAAGCUGCUCAGAUAGUGAUCUCCAUGUGUUGUUAAGUGGAUCUGCACUCUACCUGUAAGCCUUCUAUAAGCAACUGAUUUUGUGUCAGCAGCCUAAGUUUAAGCUGAUCAAAUAGAGCAAAACAAGGGAGAUUCAACAGGAACACUGAGCAGAUCUAGACGCCUGGUCUCAUUUUAUGUAAAUUUGAGUUUUGAAAGGGUUCCAGAAAAUCUGAGAGCUAGUUUUAUCGCCCUGGUAAUGUUCCACUGAUCUAUCACUCGUUGACUUGGUAGAACUCAGUCUUAGCAUUUCUUGAUCUUUGAAGGGGAAAAUAGAAUCUUGUGUACAUCACUCAGGGCAGAGUGUAGAAACACGAGCUACAGCAGCAUGUGCCUUAAUGGAAAACCUGACUCCCAUUUCUGCAGCCCCUAAGCUUUGUUUAUGGAGAUUCAUCUACAAAGAGUGAAGAGCUUUUUUGUGCCUGCUUACAGACAAAUGCAAUUUAGUACUAUGUUAUGACUUUACAGACAUUCCACUGUAUGGAUAUACCAUAUAAUAUGGAUCUACCAGUGUACUGAUGUAGAUCCUUUCUUUCUGAGAUUAUCAUACAAGGUGGGUACAGUUGUUAAUAUUAUAAAUACUUUUAGACUGGAUAUCGUUAUUAUAUUUUAAAAGUGCUCCUAAUAAAUCACCUGCAGUGAAAAAUGCAGAUAAAAACACACUGGUAGAAACAUACCUUAUUUCAAAGGGAAUUUGUUUGUGUAAAAUUUGAGGCUGUCUAGGAAUAACAAAUUCCAUUUAAACUAUUGAAAGUUUCACACACUUUAUCUUUUUCCUUUUUUUUCAUUAGUUUUUAAUUAAAAUGCAGCUGGGAUAUAGCAUAAACAACCUUCUCUGCUCAUUCACCUCCUUAACAAUGGUUUUUCUUUUUUUAUAUUUUCAACCUGCAGAGAUACAAUCAGCAGCUCUGCAAUAUGAUAGUAGAGCAUGAUGGGAAAUCCAAUGUCAUAAUAAAGCUAGUGGAAUGAA
This is a messenger RNA of Betta splendens (Siamese fighting fish), 3256 nucleotides long. RefSeq names its product zinc finger FYVE domain-containing protein 1. The record is from RefSeq and is a predicted model, not a curated record. Gene Ontology annotation, molecular function: metal ion binding. The coding region runs from base 131 to 2098 and encodes 655 amino acids. NCBI's taxonomy places the organism in Eukaryota, Metazoa, Chordata, Actinopteri, Anabantiformes, Osphronemidae. The transcript is spliced from 12 exons.